AUGCCCUCCUUCACCGUCUACACAGGAUCCAAAGAUGGCUCUGUCAAGCCUCGCACUACCACCAAGUCCGAUCAGCUCACCGGCGACCAAGUCUAUGUCCGAGUCACAGCCUCUGGAAUGUGCUUUACCGAUGUGCAUUAUAAACAUGGAGACACGGCACUGGGUCACGAAGGUGUUGCAGUUGUUGAACAGACUGGCCCCGGGGUCACAUAUCUGAAGAAGGGAGAUCGAGUAGGCUGGGGUUACCAAACUGAUCACUGCGGCCACUGUCUCGAGUGUCUUCAGGGAAACGACGUUUACUGCAACGAGCGUGUUAUUUACGGCUCGGGAAACACCGACCAGGGCAGCUUUGCUACUCACGCUGUUCUCCGAGAGGCUUUCCUGCACCCCAUCCCUGACGAUAUUAGCGACGAGGAUGCUGCUCCUCUUCAGUGUGCUGGUGCGACAGUCUUCACUGCUCUGCACGAUGUGGAUUCCAACGACACUGUUGGUAUCAUGGGAGUUGGAGGCCUCGGUCACAUCGCCAUUCAGUUCGCCGCCAAGCUUGGCUGCCGAGUUGUUGUGCUCUCUGGCUCCGAUAGCAAGAAAUCCGAUGCUGCCAAGCUUGGUGCUCACAGAUUCGUCGCCAUGAAGGAGGGUGACGUUGAGAAGCAGCUGGGUGACUGGAAAAUCUCCCGUCUCCUGGUCACUACUUCUGCUCAGCCAGACUGGCAAAAGAUUCUGCCGCUCCUUUCUCCUCGUGCUCGCAUUUACCCUCUAUCAGUGUCUUCUGACAACCUGGAAAUGCCCUACAUGCCUCUUAUCAAUGGCGGCAUCACCAUUCAAGGCUCUCUCGUCGCUUCGCGCCCUAUUCACCGCAAGAUGUUGGAGUUUGCCGCUCUUCACCAGAUCAAGCCUGUGCUUGAGAAGUUUGAGAUGUCAGAAGAUGGUAUUAACAAGGCGUUUGAGCGUCUUGAGGCGGGCAAGGUGCAAUACAGAGUUGUUUUGCUACCCAGCCACAAAUAG
Molecule: messenger RNA, 1005 nt
Organism: Trichoderma atroviride IMI 206040
Lineage: Eukaryota; Fungi; Ascomycota; Sordariomycetes; Hypocreales; Hypocreaceae
Biological process (GO): alcohol metabolic process
Molecular function (GO): alcohol dehydrogenase (NADP+) activity
Source: RefSeq, a predicted model, not a curated record